Messenger RNA from Diabrotica balteata, 1443 nucleotides. Lineage: Eukaryota; Metazoa; Arthropoda; Insecta; Coleoptera; Chrysomelidae. The record is from the annotation of a GenBank genome assembly.
AGAAUAGUAAGUGCUUCUGACAGCAAUGACAGAUAUGGAUAAUACAUCAGAUUCAGAUUCUGUGAAUUCUGACGAGGGUAUUAGGUAUAAGACAAACUCAGUACGAAGCAAACAAGAUGUAAAAUAUAAUAGCAUCAUUGAGGAUAACCAAUCCUUUGGACCAUCACUACCUUUACAUUUACAUAAAAACAUCUCAAUAGGACCUACUUUACCUACCAAUCCACAGGAGAAGGUAGCAGAAGUUGUAGGACCAAUGCUACCUCCUCAUUUACAAAAAACUAAGGAAUUAGAAAUUGAUGAAUCCAAAGUUAUAGGACCGGCCCUACCUCCUCAUUUAACGAAGAGUCAAGAAAGUGUAAAUUUACCUAAGACUUUAGGACCAAGUUUACCUCCUCACUUACAAAAACCAUUGCAAAAUGAUACAACAUCAAUUGGUCCUGCUCUACCUCCUCAUCUCCAAAGUAAAAAUCUACCAAAAGAUACACCAGAAUCAAAAUGUUUUGGUCCAUCUUUACCUGAUCAUUUACGACAACAACUAGCAGAAGUAGCUGAGUCACAAUCAGACGAAGAAGAUGUGUAUGGUCCUGUUCCAGUUGGUUUCAGCGGUUCCAAAGCUCACAUUGAGUUGGAAGAAAGGGCUUUACAAAUGAAAAUUGAUAUGUUGAAUCCCAAGGGAGAAAAAGAACCUACAAGAGAAGAAUGGAUGUUGGAGCUACCUGCUGCCAAAGCUGCGCAUUUUGGUUUAGGACCUCGGCAAUUUAGAGCUAAGGAAGCGCCAGAUAUGUCUGAUAGGUCAUCGUGGACGGAAACUCCUGAAGAUCGAUCGAAAAAGAAAGCAAAAAAGGAAACAAAAGAAGUGGAUUUACAAAAAGAGGCUGAAAUAAAGGAAAUGAAAAGAAGAGAUAAAGAGCAGGAAGCAAUAGUAAAAAAGAGUAAACGGUCCAAAGAAAGUUUAGUGGAUAUGCAUAUGAAAAAAAUGAAAAAGGACAAGGAUGACUCAGGACCAGCCGAAAGGCGCCCAUUUAGUCGUGAGGUAGAUCUUCAGGUUAAUCGUUUCGAUGAGGCUCAAAAAAAGGCAGUACUGAAAAAAGCCCAACUUUUAGAUACUCGAUUUUCAGCAGGACAAUCCAAGUUUUUAUAAACACGAGAUAGGGAUAGAGUACAUUCCAAGAAUCCCAUCGAAAAACAAGUUUAUCUUGCAUGUAGAUAGAUAAAAAAUUGGAAUAAGCAUAAUGUUUAUAUUUAUUAAUAAGAAUUUUAUUUUGAAAUAGUAAGAACACAUCUUGUAGUAACAAAUAUUUUACUUAAUUUUCAAUUAUUUUCUAUCUAGUAACUAAAUAAAUGUCAGUAAAGUCUGGAGAUUGUAUGCUAUCUUCUCUUAUAGGAUUAUAAUUAUACUAAUCUUACUAUGAAUGGAGUUAAUAAUAAAACACAAUUUACAAU